AUGUUUGAUACACUUGCACCGAGCGACUCAUCGACAAAGCGCCAGCGAACAUCGCGAACAUGUCAUGAUGCCGUCCCUCAGCUGCUGGCAAAGGGCCAAGUUGAAGCAGCCAAAUCCGUUUGCCGCAAAGCUUUGGAGGAGUUUGACUCAGCAGCGAAGCCGAGUAUGGCGGAUGUUUGGUAUUCACUGGGCCUGGUUCAUGACAUUGCCCAUGAGCAUGAAGAGGUGGAGCGCUGCAUGCGCAAGGCUUUGAGCUAUCAUGAGAGACCAGAGAUUUGGCCCUAUUUGGCGGACUAUGCCACUCGAAUUGGUGAUUUUGAUGCAGCUUUCUUGUGCUUCGAACGCAUGCAGCAGUUGGUUCCGACAGGGCUGCUAGGAAUCCAGGCAGCUUCAGAUGCAAAGCUCUUGGCCCGAACACUGCGCUGUUCAUUGGUGAAGCGCAGUUGUUGGUUGGACGUUGCAGAAGAGCUUUCGGGUGCUCGGGCAUUGGAGGAGAGAUCACAUACACAUGCUUGGCGUGUCCAAGAUUCUCAGUGGCAAUGGCGUGGCGAAGGGAGAAGCAGACAGGAACCCUGUCAAAGGUCAAACCCAGAGGAGGAACAAGUCAGCACUGAAUCCGAGAAAAAGGAAGAGUCCUUGAAUAGGACAUUCAGCUCAAGUGUGACCUGUCAAGUUUGGGACAACGUGUUUGGUCCUGAACUUCUACUGGCAUUGCAGAAAUCGGUUGAUGACUUUGCUGUUUGGAGGGCAAAAAGCCCUCAGCGGCUCUUGGGAUUUUGGUUACCAACAAAUGCAGAACCACAAACAGCACCUGAAGUUGCUGGAAGGAAGUUGCAAGAUUUGUUGGGCCGCAAUGAUUUGGACAUUGAAUGGUGGUGUCGCACGCAAGUGCCCAGCCUGGGGGCCCAUUUCCAUUAUGAUACCCAUCCGUUUUUGGAUGAAGCUCAUGGGCAUUUGCGCCCCGAGUUUUCGUCCGUGCUUUUUCUGAGUGACGUUGGAGGUCCAACAGUGGUUCUGAAUCAGCAAGCACGAGGUAGUGGUAGCAUUGGUAGCCACGUGCCUGAAGUACCGCACCAUGGGUCUGCGGUUGCAAGUCGAAGCAACAGAUGGUUUGCCUUUCCGGGGACUUUGCGACAUGGAGCUGUAUCUCUGACAAAUUCCAGAGAUGAAGUGCGAAGCGGUGCAAAAAGGACCGUUAUUCUGUACAAUUUUUGGCCAAAAAACACUCCAAAGACGGCUGAGUGUGUUCAACCGGAUUUUUCAGAUUACCUGCCUUUCUGUGCAUGGGCCCCAACUGCUCGUCAUAUCCUUUGUGACUGUUGUUUGAAGCAGCUCCAACGAGAACCCAUGAAUGCAGAGAAGAUGGCGUCAGUGGAUCUCACCAAACCAUCAGAAAUGGAUCAUUCUGUGCCCAUGGAGGGUGCCCUUGGCUUUUUGCCAAUGCCAUGCUCAGAUGUUUUCAAGACUGACCGUGGCUUUGUGAAUUUGCACUGGCGAACAGCGGCAAAGUUGCCCUCGGAUUGGAGUGCCCUGCAGUUGCAGAUGCUUUUCACUCCAUAUGGAGGAGUGCAGGCCAUGCAGUUUGCUGAUGAGGGUGAGCGGAUCCUGCGAGUGCGGCUGGAAGACUUGGCGCAGCAUUCUGUGGCAGCUGCGCACUUUCAGCAGUCCCCGAGCAAUGGCAUCGUGCUCCAAUGCGAGCAUUUUCUGGGACCCAAGGAACAGGAGCUCUUGGCAGCAGCUGCAGAGGCAAUUGCUUGCAGCAAAACGCCAGCCGAGCGGCGAAGGAAGGAGGAAGAAGCAGAGCGCCAGCGGCAGCGACUGGCCGCCAUUGAAGAGGCUGAACAGCAACGGCAGGCAGCCAUAUUGGCCGUGCGGCGCAGUCUAUGGGAAGCUGCCAAUGCUGAUUUUGCUGCUGCAGUUCUCAUCGAGGUUGAAAAAGACGUGGAACGCGGCAAACGCUUACAGGCUGCUGCAGAAUCACUACGGGACCCUACCCUAAGCAAACAAAGAAGACGGAUGAUGUUGGCAUUAGUGGAGGCAGAGCGCAAGAGACAUGGACCGAUGAUUCCCCGUAUGGAACGACAGGCCAUGGCUGCUGCAGAUGCUGAUUCCGAUGCCUGGCAGCAAUACGUCAUCCAAGCGGAGCGCCAGUACUUGAAGCUCAUCAAGGAGGCUGAAGAGAUGGAGACACGGGCCAUGGCGCGAGCUGAAAAGGAGACCCGACGAGCUGAGCAGGCUCGUUUGGAUUUCGAGCGUCGUCGGCGCCAUCGUGAAGAGAAGAUGCGCGACGCUGAACGCGGCGCCAUGAAACGGGCCGACGAGGAGAGCCGCUUCGUCGAAGCUGCAAUUGCGUUGGCCGAAGAACGUGCUCGUGAGGAGUUUGAGUCCCUUGGGCUGCACCGCAUUUGA
This is a messenger RNA of Cladocopium goreaui, 2409 nucleotides long. The record is from the annotation of a GenBank genome assembly. Lineage: Eukaryota; Dinophyceae; Suessiales; Symbiodiniaceae.